CCCUCCCGCGGGCCACGCCCCUCACACAUUGAAUGGGCACCGGCCCGGCCCGGGCGGGCGCAUUGCCGCGGCCCCGGCCAUGGGCAGCUUCCAGCUGGAAGACUUUGCGGCCGGCUGGAUCGGAGGUGCAGCCAGUGUCAUAGUCGGCUACCCUCUGGACACGGUCAAGACUCGCCUGCAGGCCGGCGUGGGCUAUGGGAACACCCUCAGCUGCAUCCGCACGGUGUACAAGAAGGAGAGUGUGUUCGGCUUCUUCAAGGGCAUGUCCUUCCCCCUGGCCAGCAUCGCCGUGUACAACUCGGUGGUGUUUGGGGUCUUCAGUAACACGCAGAGGUUCCUCAGCCAGCACCACAGCAGGGAGCCUGAGGCCGGCCCGCCCCACACCCUGUCAGACCUGCUCCUGGCCAGCAUGGUGGCCGGCGUGGUGUCCGUCGGACUGGGCACGCCCGUGGACCUCAUCAAGAUCCGCCUGCAGAUGCAAACACAGCCAUUUCGGGAAACCAGCCUCAGUUUGAAGCCCAGGGCAGUGGCUCUCGGGGAGCAGCCAGCCUACCAGGGGCCUGUGCAUUGCAUUGCAACCAUCGUGCGGACUGAGGGCCUGGCGGGGCUAUACCGGGGUGCCGGUGCCAUGAUGCUGAGGGAUGUCCCAGGCUAUUGCCUCUACUUUAUCCCCUAUGUGUUCCUGACCGACUGGAUCACACCUGAGGCCUGUGCAGACCCCAGCCCCUAUGCUGUGUGGCUGGCAGGUGGCGUGGCAGGAGCAAUUUCCUGGGGGACAGCGACUCCUAUGGAUGUUGUGAAAAGUCGACUCCAGGCUGAUGGGGUCUAUUUAAACAAAUACAAAGGUGUCCUGGACUGUAUCUCCCAGAGUUACCAGAAGGAAGGUCUUAAAGGCCAGGGCUGGUGUCAUGGACCAGGGCCUCAUUCCCUGCAGGGCGAGGCCUCUCCCCAACCUGCUCACCUCCGAACCCCUUCUUUCCGAUUGCAAGGACUCUGCUCCUCCCCUCCCAGCUGGACCAUUGAUAGAUCGCCACCUAUUUUUCAUCUGCACUGGCACCUGGCAAAAAGUGGGCCGAAAUAGACCUGCUUCCCACGACUGCUGUAAACUCACUGGGAAUUCACAGAGGAGCUGGAGUUGUCUCUAAGUUUCCAAAUAAAAACAAUGAAAACUUC
Molecule: messenger RNA, 1173 nt
Organism: Eptesicus fuscus (big brown bat)
Lineage: Eukaryota; Metazoa; Chordata; Mammalia; Chiroptera; Vespertilionidae
Gene: SLC25A48
Product: solute carrier family 25 member 48
Exons: 7
Coding region: 80-1081 (333 amino acids)
Biological process (GO): transmembrane transport
Cellular component (GO): mitochondrion
Molecular function (GO): transmembrane transporter activity
Source: RefSeq, a predicted model, not a curated record